This is a messenger RNA of Cygnus atratus (black swan), 4892 nucleotides long. RefSeq names its product ENAH actin regulator (gene ENAH). Gene Ontology annotation, biological process: axon guidance; actin polymerization-dependent cell motility; actin polymerization or depolymerization. The record is from RefSeq and is a predicted model, not a curated record. Gene Ontology annotation, molecular function: SH3 domain binding; profilin binding. The coding region runs from base 328 to 1938 and encodes 536 amino acids. The transcript has 15 exons. NCBI's taxonomy places the organism in Eukaryota, Metazoa, Chordata, Aves, Anseriformes, Anatidae.
AUCGGAAACAUCUGAAUUCUAGUCCUCGUUUUCAGCUGAGCAACAGAAAAUGCAAAAGGGAUCAUUGCAAAGUGGCUUUUGGGUACUGUAAGCUGCUUGGAUCCCAAGGAAGGAAGACUGACAAGCUUUAUCGUGUGUUUACUGUGCUACUCAAACCCUUGCCUGCCGGCGGACGGCCCUGACACCAGGGCACCGCGCUGAUCCUGAGGGUUGUGCGCGUGGGGCCAGGCUGGUGAGACUCGUGGGAGCGGAUGAAAUCUGUGGCACCUGGAUCAGAAACCUGUCAAGAAGGUUGAACAGAGUAUCUGCCAAGCACGAGCUGCUGUAAUGGUCUAUGAUGAUGCCAAUAAGAAAUGGGUACCAGCUGGUGGAUCAACUGGAUUCAGCAGAGUUCAUAUAUAUCAUCACACAGGCAACAACACAUUCAGAGUAGUGGGCAGGAAGAUUCAGGAUCAUCAGGUGGUAAUAAAUUGUGCCAUUCCGAAAGGACUGAAGUACAAUCAGGCUACACAGACCUUUCACCAAUGGCGUGAUGCAAGGCAAGUCUACGGUCUGAAUUUUGGCAGCAAAGAAGAUGCCAAUGUCUUUGCAAGUGCCAUGAUGCAUGCCUUAGAAGUAUUGAAUUCACAGGAAGCUGGUCCUACGUUGCCUCGACAGAAUUCACAGCUUCCCUCUCAAGUACAAAAUGGUCCGUCACAAGAAGAAUUGGACAUCCAGAGAAGACAGUUGCAAGAGCAACAAAGGCAAAAAGAGCUGGAACGAGAGAGGCUGGAUCGUGAACGAAUGGAACGGGAGAGACUGGAGAGAGAAAGGCUAGAAAGGGAGAGACUUGAAAGAGAGCGCCUUGAACAGGAACAACUGGAGCGAGAACGGCAAGAAAGGGAACGGCAAGAGCGCCUAGAAAGGGAGAGACAGGAAAAAGAGAGGCAGGAUCGAGAAAGACUUGAACGACUUGAACGGGAAAGGCAAGAAAGAGAACGGCAAGAGCAGUUGGAAAGGGAACAAUUGGAAUGGGAAAGAGAGAGAAGAAUUUCAAAUGCUGCUACCCCUGCCUCUGUUGAGAACUCUCUAAACUCUGUGCUGGGAGACUCCUCUGCUUCUGAGCCAGUCUUGCAGGCAGCCUCUCAGCCGAUUGAACCUACGACCCAGCAGGGUGUUGUCCAAGGACCACCUGCACCUCCUCCCCCACCCCCGUUGCCCCCUGGCCCAUCUCAGUCUUCGGCAGCAGCCCCACCUCCUCCAGGCCCACCACCACCACCUCCACUUCCACCUUCAGGGCCUCCACCACCACCACCACCUCCUCCUCUUCCUAGCCAAGUACCUGCUGUUCCCCUCCCACCUCCUGCUCCCCCCCUUCCUGCCUCUGGAUUUUCCGUUGGAUUUAUGUCUGAAGAAAAUCGCCCUCUAACUGGACUAGCAGCUGCACUUGCUGGAGCCAAACUUCGGAAAGUGUCACGGGGUGAAGACUCCUCCAGUUCAAGUGGAGGAGGAGGCUCUGCUCCAUCUAAAACAGACAGUGGCCGUGGAAAUGGGCCACUUCCCCUGGGAGGCAGUGGCUUGAUGGAAGAAAUGAGUGCCCUGUUGGCCAGGAGGAGAAGAAUUGCUGAAAAGGGAUCAACAGAACCAGACCAGAAAGAAGACAAGACCGAAGAAUCAGAGUCUUCGACUUCUAAGGCUUCUUCAACAAGCACACCUGAACUAACAAGAAAGCCUUGGGAAAGAACAAAUACAGUGAAUGGAAGCAAGUCGCCUGUUAUAUCCAGACCAAAAUCUACACCAACGGGGCAACCCAGUGCCAAUGGAGUACAGUCAGAAGGUCUAGAUUAUGACAGAUUGAAGCAGGAUAUUUUAGAUGAAAUGAGAAAGGAGUUAACGAAAUUAAAGGAGGAACUCAUUGAUGCUAUCAGGCAGGAACUGAGCAAGUCGAAUACUGCAUAGAAAGACUAGUACUAAGCCGAUGUGACUCUUUAACUUGAUAUAAAACUGACUACGUUUUGUGAGCUGUUAGAAGAAAAUGGAGACAGACACUUGGAAGGAGGGAGAAACAACAUAUUCUGAAAAGCUUCAGGCACAUCACUCUGGUGAUACGCUAUUUUCCUCCUAGUUUGCAGCUUUUUUCUGACCUUUACAGCAAGGUGGAAAAGAGUCUUAAAGUUACUGUAAUGGUUGUGCAGAAUUUCAUACACCUAUCAGACAAGAUCACAGUGCUUUGAAGUAUACUCAUGACAAGAUAAAAUUGCACAUGUUUCAGAAUUUGUUGUUACACAAAACAAACAAACAGGGAAAAGCUUGGGAAGGCUUUUCAGAGAGGUUUUCUUUAUUAAUGAAGGAUUUAGCAAGUUAUACUGUUGUACUUCAAAUGAAUCUCAGGUUUGUCUUCCUAUCAUAUCUGGUAUUUCCAUGAAUAAUUUAAAAGAUCAGAUGUGUAUAAGUUCAGUUCACAAAAUAAUGGAAUGAUGAGAAAUAUGUGCUUUUUAAGGGCAGUAUUUGUAAGUGAAUAACCUAGACAGGGAUCACAUGUUGAGUUUUUGGAAUUUUAUGAUAGGAAGCCUCUCUAGUUAGCCUUCAUGCAAUUUUAUAGGAAAAAAAAAAGCAAAUACAGUCCAGAGUUUAAAGAUGUAGAUGCCUUCCUACAUUGUUACAAUGCUUUACCAAAUCUAAGACUUCUACAUAAUGCGAAUCAGCAGUCAAAUGUAAAUCAUUAGUAUGUUGUAGAUUUACAGUAGAUUUUUGGGCUUUUUUUAGAUUUAUGCAUGUGGACAUUUUUGUAAUGUAACACAACACAGCUUUUUAAUUAAAAGAAAAAUUGCAUGUCACAGAUAUUAAGUAGCCUUUUUAUUUUUAAGGCUUAAUUUAUGCCCAGAAAAAUGUGGGAUGAGGGAGGGGGAAGGCGACACAUUUUUAUUACUUUCUACACUUUUUCUUCAUCUUACAUGCAUGUGUAAUAAUGAGGAAAAUGUGACUUUUAUCAGUAACCAUGUUAAUGGAACCAGGUACUUAAUCCUUUUUAUAUCUUUUUUUUUUUUGUUUUAUAUUUGAAAUUCAGUAAUACUUCCAUAAUGGUUCUGAAACUCCCAUGUGAAUCUAACUCAUUUCUUGGCAAGAGAACAAACACUUAGACAUCUGAAUUGCUGAGGAUGCACCUGUAUAAGUGCAUUGUUCUUUAUCUUUUUACCAUGACCUUCUGCUUCACGGUUUUCUGAGACUACUUUUUUGAUUGCUUAAUGAAACAAGACAACAGUUAGUUGCAUUAGAAUAAUGGAGCAUGAGGUCACAGUAAAUGUCCCCUUCUUCUAAUUUAUCUGCCACUUUCCUUGGGGGAGGGAUGGGGGUGGGGCAUGACAAAAACAAACAAAUGAAAAAAACAGCUGCUCCAAAACGCAAACUCUGGAAAGUGUCAGUGGUAUGUCAUUGGUUUCAGUCACUAAAUCGGGAAUUAUUUUUGGGAGAGAUGACACCCUUAUAUUUCCCCAGAUUUUCGGUUUUUGUUUGUAAUUGUUUUAAUGUGGUACAGUUCAGUGGCAUAUAAAUUCUGUGAAUGGGAUCUGUAAUGCUUUUGGAAAAACAAUACGGAUCAAAAUCUUCCCAUUUCUUUUGCACUAACAAUUUCUCUGAGCCGUACCAGUGCCAUGUUUGCUUUGUGAUCUGUGCUGUUCCAAAAGAAAAGUUUACUUUCAACUUUUGGAGAGGUUAAUGUACAUGCAGCUUCAUCCUUAGGACAAAUGCUUUCAAUAACAUACUGUCUUAAGUGCUGAACACCAAAGUAAAGCAGCACUUAGUGCUUUCAAAAGGCUUAAAAUGGAAUUUUUCUCCAAACAUUUCCUGUUUCUGUACCUUCAAAGUCUGAGAGAAGAUGAAAGUGGAAAUACUGACCAACUGAAUUAAUGAAUCAUUAAAAAAAAGUUUUUUCCUGCAUGUGUUUAUUGAAGGCAUUAAAAAAAGAAAUCCAUAGUAAGCUUGUAAAGUACUGUUUUACUCAAAAUAAGAGGAGGCAUUUUCAUCUUUGUUAAUGUAACUUUAUUUUACAUUGACGUUUUCAGCAUUAAGGAAGUUUAUCCUUGUCAGAAAUCAUGUUUGAUUUGUUUAUAGGAGAGUUCAGGAGUAGCAUAGUGGAAUAGUGUGAAUGGGUAUAAGUGGUCCAAAACUAAAUGAUGAACUACUAGAUUUUGCAAGGAACUGGCUUAUGCACUAAACGUUUUGUGCCUUGGUCUAAAAUUAACAUGAUUUCUGUUUAAAAGAAAAAGGAACAGAUGUCUUCUUUUGUGCUGCUUCUACAUACAUAAUUUCUAUAAUCCCAAAUUGCUGAAUUGGUUCUUUCCAGAAAAUCUGAUUGAGUUAAAGAUAACUGUAAACAUCUCCUGUCAUACUGACAGUUGCAACAUUUUCAGAGAUUUCAGUAUUGAAAAUGAUCUACAGAAGCUAAGAUUAUUUUGCUUACUGGUAACUAAGUUCUUUGAAAACCAUAUUGUGGUGGUUCUGUGCUUUUGUACAAUGGAUGUCUUAAACUGAGGACAGUUUAGGGGAUCCUUUCUAAUUCCAGGAAAGCGUUGCUUUUCUCAACACUGUGAUCUGAUCUGUGAUAAAUCUGUACUAUAUACAAGUGGCUAACAAGUCAACCACAAACUGAAUGUAAAAAUCUUAGUGCUGGUGCUGAAAUCUCUUCAGACAGUCAUAAUGAUUUCCAGUUCAUUGUUUUAAAAAGUUAUCAAGCAUCAAGUGUCAAUCAAAAACUGAAGAUGAUCACUAAUGAAUGUUGAAUUUUCAUGCAUUUAGGUUUACCUUCCUUUUAGUUUCUCAGUUCGUUCUCUGCUAUUUUUACCAUAUUGUGUCAUUUUAAAUUUCUUACAUGCUAACGUUUUGUUUGAGCGAAUGAAAUAAAAUUGCAAUAUAUA